GACAACACAUCUAUCAUCGGAUUUAAGCCUAGCAAAAUAAUUGUAAUUUCAGGUUAGAUUCUGUCGAGGGUGGAGGAAAGAGUUCGAAAAUGAUGUCGCUUGGAAGGAAUCUUGUAGAAAGCUUCAUGCUGAUGAAAAGACAACAAUAGACUUGGCCAUGCGGUUGGCAUUAUUUCCUGAAGAUAUGUUCAAGAUGCUGAUGGAGGUGUUCGCUCUAUACGAGGAUGGGGCGACAAAAGACCAGCAGCUCAAAGCAAAAGAUCUAAAAAAACCAGAUCUGCAACAUGCCUGUUUCAGUGCUAUGGUGCACCUCCACAAUGAGGACAUUGAAUGGCUUUUGCAGAAAAUAAUGAACAAGGAUCUUUCUAUCGCCGAAAUGAAAAAAAAAGCGAAGGAAUUAAAAGGCCUUCAGAAGGUGAAACGUGCCUUCCUGAUUGGCGUCGGCAAGGCUACAUGGGAGGAAGCAACAAGUGCCUUUCCAGAGGAAACAAAGGAUGAAUUGCUUUCAAACUGGAAAGAUUAUUCUUUCAGUGGGGGCUCUGUUCCUGAGUCGUUUAAUGCGUUCAUCAGUAGAACAAUGGCAGUGAACACAAAUGACAAUGUGUCUAAGGUGAACUUCCUCAAACUUGGAAAAAAUGACAUAAGUCCAGAUGUAGUGAGUAAAGCAAGCCAACUGGUGAUUUGCAAGGUAAUUUCAACUAAUUAG
Messenger RNA from Lineus longissimus, 706 nucleotides. RefSeq lists its product as uncharacterized. The record is from RefSeq and is a predicted model, not a curated record. The transcript is spliced from 4 exons. Lineage: Eukaryota; Metazoa; Nemertea; Pilidiophora; Heteronemertea; Lineidae. The coding region runs from base 158 to 706 and encodes 182 amino acids.